Ooceraea biroi (clonal raider ant) is the source of this 5871-nucleotide messenger RNA. RefSeq lists its product as uncharacterized. Lineage: Eukaryota; Metazoa; Arthropoda; Insecta; Hymenoptera; Formicidae. The record is from RefSeq and is a predicted model, not a curated record.
CAACAUAUGCGAAAAUCUAAGAUUUAACGGAACAUACGUAAAUGUGUGUCAAUUUAAACUAAUAUAAAUAAAUACAAAAUACAUACGUCAAUUAAGCGGCAAUCUUCCAUCAAUCCAAAAUCCAAGAGUAUAAUACAAUUAUUAUAUAAUACAAUUGGAGUACUAUACAAAUUUUUACGUUUGCUCCGGGAACCUUAUUUUUAUUUAAAUGAGAAAAUUAACAUAUUUUAAAUAAACAUAAGAAAAGUUUUCAAAGUCAGAUUAGUUAAGUAAACUUUAGAUAUCACAAACUUGAUUUUAUUCACCAAUUAACAGAAGAUAAAGGUAAGAACGAAAUAUUGAAAAUAUCGUAUCUUGUGUGUGUAAAUUAUUGUUCUCUGUAGAAUAUGUACGCGUACCAUUUGAAACUACUUGCAAGAAACGACUCAAGUUGUCACUUGAGACUUACUAAAAGAAAUAGCCUUGAUCGCAGAUCAAGAGAUUUAGUGUCCCAGAUUCUUCACAUAACAUCUGUGAUGAUAUGUGCAUAAUACUAUGCAAUCUUUUAGAAGAGAAAGAGAGAGAGAGAUUAUAUCAUAUUAUAUGAUAUUAUUCUAAAUUUAAAAUGAAAUAUGUAUUUUUAGCAACGUGCAAAACACUGAAGGCAUCAAUUAUAUUCUAUUCUAACAUAUCAAACCGUGCAAAAAGUCCUCAGUCACUCUAAUUGAGCACGAAUAGAUCUCAUCAUGUGCCGUUUAAAUGACUCCGUGACAAAAUACUUGAUUACAUGCUAUUCGAAAUAAUGCCAGCACCAGCUGGCAAUCUGGUGAAGCUGCAUUCGAGGCGGCAAGUUGCAUAACGCGCGAAAAUGCCUUUGUUGUCGGCAUUAUUUCGCGGUAAUGCUAGGUCCGCGUAUUGCUGCUACUUGUUCGCGUUUACGCAACGCAACUGCCAAUGGCAUAAUCUUAGUAUCGAUAUCGACCAAGAGCAAGAGUGGAAACACGGACGAUAAGAAUGGAAUAAUAAAAAUUCGCAUUUACUCUAUAUCGAAUAACGAUCGAAAACAAAAAAAAAUAGACACAUUUAUGGGAAAUGCAGGACUGGGUCCUAAGUUAAAAGGAAGAAGAGAAGAAGAAGGAUAACGAUCGGGGAUGUAAUCUUAAUAUGGAUUUCCAAUUUUAGCCGUGAACGCAUUUAGUGUAACAAAAAGACAGAAUCCAAUCGUUACGUCAUUUUGUCGCUCUAAUUGCUUCAGUUUAGACCCAGUUAACUUUAGAUGUUUAAUUUUGUUUUUUACAAUAACAUAUACUAUACAAAUGAUAUUUGGUUUCAUUUUCAUCCGAUGUCUCGAUUCGGUCUCGAUUCGGUCUCGAUUCGAUCGACGAAAUAGCGAAUAAAAUCAUCCGUCGUUAAAUUAUUAAAACUGUCAAUCUGUGUAUAAAUGAGAGAAUCCAUGUGGAAAUUCACACGCCUAUAUCUACAUAUGGAUGGCUGGGCGAUGUAAGUGUUAAAUAAAAUCAAAACGUUAUUGUAACAAGCCCUCUUAAGCAUUUUAGUAGGUGCAGCAUCCGCGUGAUGCAUUUACAACGAGUUAUGGCACGGAAACCGAUAUUUCCCACUUUAAAGAAUCUUGAAAGCUCGUUAAGUAGUCCGUCUUGUAUAAGCAGCUUAAUGGAUGCUAUGUACGAGCGUAGGAGCUUUCUAAUGGAGCUUGAUAGCUUUCUUAACAGCUCGAGAUUCUUAAAAUCGUUAGAUAUGCAUUGGUGCAGUUAAUCUCCAUUUUUCCUGGGUGAAAUUAUGAUACAAUCUCCAAGUUGCGGGUAAAACGAUAAACGCGUUCCCGAGUUUUCAACCGCAUCGUCUACUAUCUGGUCUACGUGCGGCUACAGCGACCGUGUUUCGCAUACAAGUCCUUCACUAGAACGCACGAUUUGAAUUAAUCCGCGGCAUCUGCUUAUUGUUACGGCCGCGAUUGUGUCAUUUCAAUUGCAUGGUCAUUUAUCUAUACAUGAUGAUGAUGAUGCAACAAUAAAAUUGAUUAGCAGUGAGUGUUGGAAGGUAAGUGAUCGCGGAAAAAUACCAAUUGCCAGCCAUUGUUUUCUUUCUCUUCUUUUUUCUCGAUAAAUAAAGCGCAAGCCAAUGUGGCCGUCUCAUCUUCUUCUCAUCUCACACGUGAAUCUCGCUUCAGCAGGAUUUUGAUCCGAGGUGAAGUUGCGAAGAUAUCUCACACGUCAGCUUACAAAGAUAUUUAGCGCGGAAUGUAUUUGGAAACGAAAGUGGAUUACGCAAGCAAUUUUUUUCGCUGAGAACAGAUUAUUAUCGAACUAGUCGAAGAGCGAUGAGUAAGCGGGGCGCAAGAAGUGUGAGAAAUUACGCAAGUUAAAUAAUGCAUAACAAGACAACACGUCUAAAAGUCCGUGCGCGGCUUUUGUGAAAUGAGAACUCGGAGCACAAUCUAACGCAGAACAACUUCCGCGUUAAGAGUGCAUUUGCAUUGCGUGAAGCGGAAUUACGACUGAGCCUAUUAGGAGGAAAUAAAAUGCAAAUACAGCAUGCGUUUAUAUGAUUAUUGACCGAUCGUGACGCGUGCGUGAUGUAUGAAAAAAAAAAAAUGGAAGAGACAAACUGCUGCCUCGAGCAUUUUUGUUUGUUUCAUUCAACUUCGUCGUAGGCUGUGAUUACUUACCACUAACUUGCCAAUUAUUACUAAAUCAAUCAAUUUGAUGUCAGGAUGAAAUAUUACUUUAAUAGUAGACUGUUUCUUCGAGUUAAACUUUCUCAUUUUGGUGUUUUGUCCUUAUUAUUAGUGACACUUGUAUCAUAAAAUAGCGAAGUUUCAGAGGAGGAAAGACAUUGAGUAGUAAUGAAAAUAUAAUAUACCCUUGCGACGUGUACUACAGAAAAGAGGAAGUGAGGGCAUGACGUUAAAUCGACGCGUCCCCAUUUACAAUUUCAGAGCAGAACAGAAUAGACUUGUGCCAAUACAAUCUAAAAAUAUCGCAUAGCGUUGGCACCCGUAAACGUGUCAUCGCAGUCACGGAGUCACUCAAGCAAUUAUACAAGGGCACCACGGUAAUUAAGUGCUUUCAAUGCGCGGUGAGUUGUAAGAUUUUGAAUCACCAUUAGCAUUAUAUUUAACAAUCUUCACGAUGCGUACUUUGCUUCGCGUUCAUGAUAUGAAAAUAAAAAAAUAAAAUAUUCGACAGAUAUGCAUUGAUACAUAUAUAAAAAAAAUGCAAUAUUUAUUGGAUUAGGAUAAACGUGACAUUAAAAUGAAGCCGCUAUCAAAUGUGUCUAAUCAAUUGGGUUAAUUUAUAAGGUUUAUGUAAAUUUCUAACAAUAUUUUAUGCUACUUAUGCCUUGCGGACGCACUCAUUUACAUUGUUUCUACAAUUUAUCUUGAUUUUUUUUAACGUCCGUAAUAUCGCUCGUACACUUUAAACAAACCGUGCACUCUUUCGCCGUAAUACCCGAUUAAUCGCCAGAAAGACUCAGCUGCGUGUUUACUGACGCUCGUAUCCAUGUAAGUGCAGUAGAUAAUGACGUUUGCGUUCUGCUUAGUGCACUCCAUACGCACGCUGGUUAGACGUCAAGCUCCACGUUACUUCUUCCGUAAAAUCAGGUCGGCGCAAUCCGUUUUCCUGUAGUAAUUUGCUUUUUUUGUUGUUCUUACGUAAUCAUUACACUUUGAAUUUUACUUUAUGCACGGCAACUUAUGAGCGGCGAUAAGGAAAACAGUUGGCUUAUCUGACCGUUUGAAUUUGCAUGAACGAGUCAUAGUCCGGACGAGCAUAUCGACAGUUCAGUUGGCGUUCUCUCUCUCUCUCUCUCUCUUUCGCUCUCUUCUAUGAUAUAUAAUAGCAGCGCUUCACAGCGUAAUGACAGUUGAUGCUGGAUGUUAUGCGCGAACGAACGUUAGUUUGAGAACGAGUGAAAAAUACAUAUGUUUGUCGUAUCGAGAAUAGUUGAAAUCAAUUAACUGUGUGCGAUAAGCUGUUUUAAACUCCGAAAUACUUGUAUAUAAUAGUGACAAUUAAGGAAUAUUCAAUUACGUCAAGGAAUUCUUCGACUCUAAGAAGUUCCGCAUAACAUACACGUACAAUGACGAAAACGCAAUCAUCACUCAAAAUGCUUCCUGUACAAAACCUGGAAGCGUUAUUAGCGCAAACAUAUGGUUCCGACUUUAAAAUAUACGACGUGGAGUGGAAGCCGCUAACUGACCCGGGCGAGAACUUCGGCAGCUUGAUAUUGGCCAUCAACAUCAGUGCCGAGCAAAAUAACAAGGAAAGAACCUUACACCUGGUCGUCAAACUACCGCCGAGAUCGGAGUAUCUGUUAGAUCUGUUCGACAGUCCGAUAACUUUCAAGAAGGAAUUGGACUUCUACAGCAUCGUCGCGCCCGAGUUCCUCAAGUUGCAGAACGAGAACGGGAUUCCGCGGGAAGAUCUAAGCAUCAUCGCGCCGCGCUUUUUUGGCGGCAGAUUGGGCUUACGAGAUCCGCAACGUUUCGACGAUCAAGCCGCCAUCGUCCUAGAGAAUCUGAAAUAUCUCAAUUAUACGACGAAGGAUCGCAUCCUGGGCCUGGACAAGGAGCACAUGUACUUCGCGAUCGGCCACCUGGCUAAACUGCACGCCAUGACGAUCUGCCUGAAGCUGAAGAAGCCAGAGUUGUUUCAGAAAGUAAUCAUGCCCACUCUGGAGUACGCGGUGGACGAGUCUGCAAAGGACUGCGUGUUGGACAUGAUAAAGAAGGCGCACGAUGACUUUAAGUGCAUGAAGGAAGCGAAACCCUAUCUGGACAGGAUCGAGAAGACGGUCGAAUACGGACUGCGCACUACCGUGACACCGCAAGAACCCUGGGCGACGCUCGUGCACAGCGACUUCUGGGUGAACAAUAUGCUGUUCAAGUACGACGAAUUUAACAAACCAAUCAACAUGAAAAUAGUAGACUUCCAGUUGACGAUCUACGAUUAUGGCGUAAACGAUCUCAUAUUCUUCCUUAUCUCAAGUGCUUGUAAGGAAGUGCUCGACGAUCAUCUUGAGGACAUGAUCGACCUGUAUUACGACUCCUUCAUCGAAUGCUUGAGAUCACUAAGUGUCGACACGGAUGCGUUUCCGAAGAGCGAAUUUCUUGAACAGCUGAACCAGUGCGCGCCCAUCAAAUUCAACCAAUGCAUCAUGAUGAUACAGGUAAUACAAGCGGCGCGUGGCUCCGUCACGGAAAUCAGUGAAACAACGGACAAAGAUAUUUUCACGGGCAACAUUAAUGACGAUAACUACAAACAGAAGAUGUUGCACGUAUUGUCUAUAUUCGAUCAAAACGGCUGGCUCAUGAAGUGAGCGACGGCAAAAGGUUGCUUGUAACAAAUCGAUCUUUCGCAAGAAACUACAUUUUCCUAAAAAUGGAUAACGCAAACGUUGACAAUAUGAAAAAUGGUGAUAAGUUGCGCACAUGACUACUAUUAUAAAAAUGUACAUAGAUAUAUAUGACAAGUUUUGUAAUGCAAUAUUAGAUAAGAAACUAGUAGAAGGUAAUCUAAUAAUAUUAAUUUUAUCAAGUCAAGACUCUGCUAAGACUAAAUCUUGUAAGAGACAUUAUUAAUGCAAACGGGACAAUUUAUCUGGCAUAACAUUAAAGAUGAAAUUUGUCAUUUUUAUGAAGCAUUUAGCAUGAGAAAAUUGGUAACUUUUAAUGUAUAUAUGGUAUAUAACGCGCAUGAGCAGGUGCGCCUAAUAGUUUAAUAAGUUAAGUUUUUAAAGCGAGGACAUCAUCUACUUUUAUAUUUAUAGUAUUUACAAUUUUUGUAUGAAAUAUAUCUGUCUCUAGAUCAUUGACAAACGUGAAUUUUAUAUUGUAAAAUAUUCACAAAAUAAAAUGUAUAUAGAAAGCAA